Molecule: messenger RNA, 405 nt
Organism: Gongylonema pulchrum
Lineage: Eukaryota; Metazoa; Nematoda; Chromadorea; Rhabditida; Gongylonematidae
Source: the annotation of a GenBank genome assembly
AUGGCCAGUGCAAGAAGCAGUACUAAAAUCUAUGUCAAAGGCGAGGAACAACUGCGUUUUGCGCUCCGGCCGGUCGACAGCACUGCGCCACAAACCAUCCAUCCAUCUGAUGAUGAACGCUUGGAAAUGUUAGCGACUGUGAAACAGCAACGACAGCAGUACUGGAGGAGGAGCAGGAGGAAUUCCAGCAAUGAAGUUUGUUGUCCUGAGCAAGCCGAUCAGCACAAAUUUACACUUUCCAGCACGCUAACGAACGCGACAAAUGCGCUUCCCCUGGACAAUCGCCACUUCUUCAUCCGACAUGCAUCCAUCAAUCUUGUUUCCCUCAUCACGGGAUGUGAAAUCAUUUCAAACACCGCUCAACACUUUUGUUCACAAACUGCAAUACGUUAUAUUGUGUUUUGA